CAUAAACAUUGGGAGCGAUAAAGACUAAAACAAGGAAGUGCUACUCGACUUUAGAAUAAUCCACAAAUAUGGCUCAAAAAUCUUUUGUUGCUGGAUUGGAAGGAUAUUUGGAGAAGAAUUUAGGCUUGAUGAAGACAAAAACAAAGUUUUGGUGUUCUCUUGAAGGACAUGUUAUGCAUUUAUUCAAGAAUAACAAAAAAGUAUACAGUAUUGAGUCAUUAAAUCUGACAGAUGCACAGACCGUACGGAAAGUGACCAGUGACAAGUCAGGCAUGCAGUUUGAAAUUAUCAUGAAGAAAAAUAAAAAACAUGUUUUUACAGCCUUGACCCCUAGUGAGUGUAGCACAUGGAUCAAAGAGCUGCAGAGUUUGAUGAUAGCACAGCCAGUGGCUGAAAUCAGCAGACUGAGUCAGUUCAGUGUGGGCGACACUGGGAACUACACCUCUCUAGAUGUUCUGGAUGACUUGGGGGCAGACAACUCUGUUAAAACUGUCUUGGACUCGACUAUCAAGCCUUCGGUAGAUUCUGAUUAUGCCGAGAUACAAGACCUACGACUUCAUCAAACAGAUACCAGCCCAGACAAAAGAGAGCAUGAAGAUAGUAAGACACAGAACCUAUGUGCUGAUCAAACACACACCAGCCCAGAUACGACAUGUAGUGACUACACUGAGAUACAAGAUGUUCGUCAUCUUCAGUCACACACCAGUGAUGCUGGUAGUAGUACACAGUCCACCAUAUCAACAGAAGAUGCUGCAAGCGUGGACACUCGGCACUUGCAGACCAUUGAUCCCAGUUCACAAUAUGCCUUCACUGAAGAGGUUUACACUGACGCAGCAACAAAGAGGUUGGAUGGGGAGGUCGAUCAGCAACACAAUGAUGUGUAUGCUAUUGUUAGCAAGAAGGCUAAGGAAUGCACGGAUGUUGAGGAAGUCGUGGACAAGGUUCUAGAUGUGUUUGAGGACCUCAGUUUCACAAAACCCAUACCGCUAAUUCCACUCGAAAAGGAGGACUACAAGCCGCUCCGUGAUUUGAAAGAAUUUCUAGACAAUAACAAAGUCGUGUGCCGAUAUUCGUCUGGCAUUCUGCUCCCCAAUGAGGAUCCCAUUGAACGGAUGAAAGAGAUUUUGGAAGAUGUGGGUUAAUUUCUUACAUUAUAUCACUGUAUAAUUAAAUGUAAAUUAAAGUUGAAUUUGGUGAAUUUAUUUCAUUAUUAUAUCGCUAAAAAUCUCAGUCAAUUCUUUUUUUGCUAUUUGUAGAUUUACUGCCAAUUUUGGUUGUUUGACUAACUGAUAUUUGAAUUUGGUUGUGGGUUUUCUGACCAAAGUCGAUUAAAGAGUUCCUCAUGCAUUGAUCUUGGCUGUUGGUAGAUGUGCUUCCUGUAAAAGAUCACUGGUAUGUGAUGGAAUCAGACAUCUUUAAUUGUACAUACAUACAUCUAUCUAUCUAAAAAAAUUAAAUGCUAUUUUUGGUAUGGUAUUGGUGAAAUAGUAAUUCACCUGCUUGGUAUGAAAAAUGGACUGCUUUUAGAUUUUCGCAGGCUGCUUGUUUUUAUAGCUCUGCAAAUGGUUCCAUGACAUAAUUUUCACUAACAACAGACAUGUUUAUCUUGAGUCACUGAUAUCUAAAGCCAUUUGCUUGUUCUCUUCAACAUUGAUAUACUGAUGUUUGACUGUAAUAUGUUUUGAUGGUAUGGUAUGCAGAGUAGUCUGUUUGUAUUUCGCUUGUUUGUUGACCUGGCAUAUUUAGUUCUGUAAUCAGUAUACCAAAGUUUUGCUUCUAAACUUUUUUAUGCCAUGAAACAUCCACUUUGGGAAAUUAAGCACAUUUUUACCUAAAAAUAUAAAUUUGUAAUUUUAACAUCCAAAUCUUGACAUGGAAAUACAUAAAAACAAAACUGAGAAUGUUUACGAUCCAUUGGUGAAGUGUUAAAUGAAGAUUGUGGCUAUCUUCUGUUUUGACUUGAGGAACUGUGCUAGUACUAUAUAUAUAUAUAGUGAAACUCCUCUAAACUGGAGUAUAAAGUCUGGUUUUAAUGAACAUCUAUUGCAAGAGGUUCUGUUUUGUACAUCUGUUAAAAAGGGGCCAUGAAACACAUCCAGUUUUGAGGUAAGUCCGUUUUACUAAAGAUCCAGUUUAGAGAGUUUUCACUGUACAUUAUAGUAUUAACAGUUUAGCAAGACGGCAGAGAAAUGCCUGUGUGUUCAUUAAGGCCGCAAUAUGAAGGAUAUAUGUGUUUUAAUUACCAUUUAAAAUACACUAACAUUAAUUUUCAUAUUCCCACUGGCUUGGAUGCCAUUAUUUGAUAUAGUUUUAGUAUACUUGCUAAUCUAGGUCACAAGGCGGUUGUGUCACAAAGUAUUACACACGUGUACGUGUACCAUAUGUUGUAUGAAGACAAUCCACAAUAACCAUAUUGAUAACACAAGUUUACCAGAACUGUAGUCGUGUUUGUAUUGUGCAUUAGUCAGUGAUGUUCUAACAUGGUGAGACGAAAUUUCAGCUCUAAAGUUAAAUUACUAUGAAUGGGACUGGUUUUCAUGUGUGUAUAUAUUUGGAUUUGCUCUAUUCUUGAAUCAAUACAUCUAUAUUGGUUAUUAACAGAGUAUUGUUCUGGCGUACCGUAAUUAAUCAAAUCACACAAUUUAAAGUAGUUUUUUUUUUAAAUAGUAAUAUUUUGAAAAUUUAAUUAUUAUUAUUACAUUCAUCUACAUAAGUUUUUAACAAAUAUAAUUUGUACAAGUUUUUAUUUUAAA
Messenger RNA from Gigantopelta aegis, 2753 nucleotides. RefSeq lists its product as uncharacterized. NCBI's taxonomy places the organism in Eukaryota, Metazoa, Mollusca, Gastropoda, Neomphalida, Peltospiridae. The record is from RefSeq and is a predicted model, not a curated record. The transcript has 5 exons. Bases 69 to 1142 code for a protein of 357 amino acids.